This is a messenger RNA of Mycena citricolor, 647 nucleotides long. NCBI's taxonomy places the organism in Eukaryota, Fungi, Basidiomycota, Agaricomycetes, Agaricales, Mycenaceae. The record is from the annotation of a GenBank genome assembly.
UUUCAAGAUGACAAGGCGAUGGCAUGAUCGGCCUCGAUUCUCGAUGGUGAUCUGUAACUUGUCUUUCUUGAUCGACUUCACUUGCAAGCCAUCGUAAUUGUUGUGUGGAUUUGUGGCUGCCAGAAGGAAUACUGUUGACGAAAGCGGACUACUCGAUAUGCCUGCAAUCUCGAGUUCCCACCGCGGCGUCAAUGCCGUGCUCUCCCGGCCUCUAUUCUUACAGCGUUUCGCAUACCCAAACCAAUUUUAGACUCUCAUCGGCAAAGAUGUUGUCGGGACUAGCAAUUGGCGCUCUAAGUUACGAGGCGUGGUCCGCCCGGGUAGGCAUUUGAAUGAAUGAUCCAGCCAAAACCGCAGGCGCCGACCCGCAUACUCCGAACAGCCGGCACUCGCAAGUCUAUCGGGCUCGAUUGCCUCCCUGCCCUGCUGCCUUUGUUUGCCCCAAUACCAUACCAUCUGUGCCAGUCCACUCGACUAAGCAUAAGCGACGCCGUUACGCCGGUUCGAGCCUCGGAAAUUUGCAAGUUGAAGGAGGAACCACUCCAGACCUACCGGGAUCAUUCGUCCUAGCGCUGAGGGCGGGAAGGACCCGAGCGAGUCUAGGCCGUUUUCCUCUCACGACGGAAGGACGCCGGCAGACAGGGGGA